AUGUUUUCCUCUUUUAGUCAUUCCUUUGCCCAGAACCGCUCGAGGAACAGUCGUAGCAAAUCAAAUUACACAAACACCGACGAGAGUGCCAUGUUGGCGGGCCUAGUACAGAAGUACCUAUCGCCGACCCUGAUCCAAAAGCUCACGCGUGCGGACCCCUCCACGACUCUGACAUCUUGUAGUUUUGCAAAUUCCGAAGCGGAUAUCGGCCUGCCAGACGUUAGUAUGGCGACUCGUCGCUAUCUGGAACAUCACGACCUCCUUGGUGACCGAAGAGGGCAGCGAAACUACCGCGACGGUGGUGCUGACAGCGGUCGGUUACGGCUGGCUAGCACUCCCGCGUUCUCGGAAGUUGCCCCGGUUGCCGACUUCUCAAACAGCAUCUCCACACUGGUCCCAUCUGCGAUAGACCCCCGCCAAGACCCUGCAUCGAGGUUUGAGUGCGAAAGUAGUCUCGAGGCUUGGUCCGCACUGCGUCCAUCCGAACUUUUCUCUGCCCAACCACCACCC
Messenger RNA from Dibothriocephalus latus, 510 nucleotides. Lineage: Eukaryota; Metazoa; Platyhelminthes; Cestoda; Diphyllobothriidea; Diphyllobothriidae. The record is from the annotation of a GenBank genome assembly.